This is a messenger RNA of Bubalus bubalis (water buffalo), 881 nucleotides long. It is a transcript of the gene CDKN1A, whose product is annotated as cyclin dependent kinase inhibitor 1A. The record is from RefSeq and is a predicted model, not a curated record. Lineage: Eukaryota; Metazoa; Chordata; Mammalia; Artiodactyla; Bovidae. The coding region runs from base 277 to 762 and encodes 161 amino acids. Gene Ontology annotation, biological process: regulation of mitotic cell cycle; signal transduction by p53 class mediator. The transcript has 3 exons. Gene Ontology annotation, cellular component: nucleus. Gene Ontology annotation, molecular function: cyclin-dependent protein serine/threonine kinase inhibitor activity.
AGUGCACAAACCCAGGCGCGGAGAGUGGGAAGGAGGGAAGCGCGCCCUUACAGCCUGUGAGGUUGGCAGCGGAGUCACCAGGGACCCGCCGGAGCAGAAGCGCCGCUGUGGGCGGAGCGGCCGGUCCCGCCUCCAGCCUCUUUAUAAGCCCGGCGCCCGGCGUCCGGCGGCGCCAGCUGAGGUGUGAGCAGCGGCUGGAGACCGUGGUUGGGAGACCCGGCGCUGCGCGCAGAUUCACGGAGACGUCCCGAGACCCCCAGAAGAGCCACAGGUGCCAUGUCCGAGCUGUCCAGGGACGCGCAUCAAAUCCCCCGCAGCAGCAAGGCCUGCCGCUGCCUCUUUGGUCCAGUGGACAGCGAGCAGCUGCGCCAGGACUGCGACGCCCUCAUGGCCAGCUGCGUGCAGGAGGCCCGAGAGCGGUGGAACUUCGACUUUGUUACCGAGACGCCGCUGGAGGGGGACUUCGCCUGGGAGCGCGUGAGGGGCCUCGGCCUGCCCAAGCUCUACCUGCCCGUGGGGCCCCGAGACGACCUGGGAGGGGGCAAGCGGCCGAGCCCCUCGUCCGCCCUGCUGCAGGGCACGUCUCAGGAGGACCACUUGGACCUGUCGCUGUCCUGCACCCUCGUGACUCGCUCCCCUGAGCGGCCCGAGGGAACCCCCGGUGGGCCUGGCCCCUCCCAGGGCCGGAAACGGCGGCAGACCAGCAUGACAGAUUUCUACCACUCCAAACGCAGGCUGAUCUGCUCCAAGAGGAAGCCCUAACCCCACUGCUGGAAGCACGUCCUCGUGGGAACAAGGGGGCCACUGCGGGCCUCUUCUGUACCUUUUGCCUUGGUCCUUCAGUUUGUGCGUCUUAAUUAUUAUUUGUGUUUUAAUUUAAA